AUGAAUAGCCCCGAAUAUGCUGCAAAAUGUGACGAGCUAGACGGACUUCUGAAGCGGUAUUGCGAUCACAAAAAGCAGCAAACAAAAUCUCUUCAAGAGCAACUGAAAGAAGAGGUGUCCACCAAUGUUGAGCUGAGAAAGUACAUUGCUUUUUUGGAAGGCAAACUACAAGCAGAGGGUGAGAAUGCCAAGCAAUCGGCCCGGCUGCUCGAUGAUAGAAAAAAGGAUGUUAAAGCUGCCUUGAUGGAGCGCGAGCGGCAUUUGGAUUCGCUUGCAGCAGAGUUGGAGUCGCGACUUCGUGUGGUUGAGCAACGCGAACGUGAGUGUGCCCAGUUUUCGACCGCCCUUGAAGAGAGGGAUCGACAGCACUGGGCAGACGUCAAAUCGUUCCAGAGGAUCAAAGCACUAUUCGAGGCAGGGCUGGUAGCGUCUAAGAAGACUGUGCGGGCAGUGCUGCAGCACAGCCGCUUUACGGAGGACUCACCCACUGAACUUCUCGAAGUUGUACCCGGCCCAGAUAGACUUCUGCUGGCGCGAGGGUGCGAUCUCGGCCUGAAGACCCGCUGCAUGGAGCAUGUUCUGCUUUUCGAAGGGGAUGAAUAUGCAGCACGCGUUGAUCUCCUCGCCGCUGAGAUAGAGGAGCGAGAAGGCCUCCUGUGCAGUUUCUUUGGCACCAGUGCAACUCAUCUAAACCGCCUUCUUGCCGAGCAACAGGAGCGCGAAAGACAGCUUCUCCGUGCUGAAGAUCUGCUGUGCCUGCAGCAAGUAGAUUUGGCGGGUCGCAUGCGCAAAGCGAUGGAUUUACAACGAGACAGUUGUGCUCAUGCGGCAAUGCAGCGGAAAGUGCUUGCGCUGCAGUGCAGAAGAGUUCUAAGGAGCGUUGGUGAUGUUGUCGGAUCCUUUUCAGGGCUUGACGUGGAAGCGGUGAUGUUAGAGUUAGAGAGCAGAAUUCAGGGAAUCCUGCAGGUGCCAAGCUCAGAUGCGAGCAACGAGUACUGA
Messenger RNA from Leishmania mexicana MHOM/GT/2001/U1103, 999 nucleotides. RefSeq lists its product as hypothetical. Lineage: Eukaryota; Euglenozoa; Kinetoplastea; Trypanosomatida; Trypanosomatidae. The coding region runs from base 1 to 999 and encodes 332 amino acids. The record is from RefSeq and is a predicted model, not a curated record. The transcript has a single exon.